Ochotona princeps (American pika) is the source of this 1131-nucleotide messenger RNA. Its product is annotated as zinc finger MYM-type protein 2-like. Lineage: Eukaryota; Metazoa; Chordata; Mammalia; Lagomorpha; Ochotonidae. Bases 215 to 1000 code for a protein of 261 amino acids. The record is from RefSeq and is a predicted model, not a curated record. The transcript is spliced from 6 exons.
GACUGGACCGAGCGGAGUUGUGCGUGUCGCCGCCGGGGGGUGGGCCGGGGGAGGGGAGGUUCGUUCCGCGGAGCCGCAGCCAGCACCGGGACCAGGAAUCGCCUUCAGCCCUGACUGGUGCAUCUUUGGCAGAGUGCGAGGACGCAAACAGCCCCAUUGUUAGAUGAGGUCUAAUCAUGGAGCAUUUGAAGUCAUAUAAAGAAGGUUCCUUGGCAUGGACACAAGCUCAUUGGGAGGAUUAGAACUGACUGACCAGACACCUGUGUUGUUGGGGAAUUUGGCCAUGGCAACCAGUCUUACGAAUGUAGGGAAUUCAUUUAGUGGUCCACCUAAUCCUUUGGUAUCUAGAUCUAGUAAGUUUCAGAACUCAUCAGUAGAAGAUGAUGAUGAUGUGGUUUUCAUUGAACCUGUACAACCUCCCCCACCUUCUGCACCAGUGGUGGCUGAUCAAAGAACCGCAGCAUUCACAUCGUCCAAAAACGAAGAACAUCAAGGAAACGAUUCAAAAAUUCUUCCUUCUUCAAAAGAGUUGGCUUCUCAGAAGGGUAGUGUAAGUGAAACAAUUGUCAUCGAUGAUGAAGAGGACAUGGAAACAAAUCAAGGGCAAGAGAAAAAUCCUUCUAACUUUGUUGAGCGAAGACCUUCUGAGACUAAAAACAGAACCAAUGAUGUGGAUUUCUCUCCUUCCAGUUUUUCAAGAAGUAAGAUUCGUGGAUCUCCCAAUCAGCGUCAUUUCCCCGUAAUCAGAAACAACCAGGGGUGGAUUCUUUAUCACCAGUGGCCUCACUUCCGAAGCAGAUUUUUCCGCCUUCAGCCCAACAGCAACCCACAAAACCCGUUAAAGUCACAUGUGCAAACUGCAGAAAACCUUUGCAGAAGGGACAGACAGCUUACCAACGAAAGGGAUCAGCGCACCUGUUUUGUUCCACCGCCUGCCUUUCGUCCUUCUCUCACAAACCUGCUCCAAAGAAACUUUGUGUUAUGUGUAAAAAAGAUAUAACUACAAUGAAAGGAACCAUUGUUGCGCAGGUGGAUUCCAGCGAGUCCUUUCAGGAAUUCUGCAGUACAUCUUGUCUGUCUCUCUAUGAAGACAAGCAGAAUCCUACUAAAGGAGCUCUAAAUAAAUCAAGA